Messenger RNA from Eriocheir sinensis (Chinese mitten crab), 11222 nucleotides. It is a transcript of the gene Sbf, whose product is annotated as myotubularin-related protein 13-like. The transcript has 42 exons. The coding region runs from base 101 to 6613 and encodes 2170 amino acids. Lineage: Eukaryota; Metazoa; Arthropoda; Malacostraca; Decapoda; Varunidae. The record is from RefSeq and is a predicted model, not a curated record.
GAAGGAGCGUGUGGCAACCCAGUGUCUAACAUGGCUGUGUGAAGGGAAGGAGGAUGCUCGCCCAUAUACUGGUGAUUUGCCCUCUCACGGAAGGCUAAUAAUGUCGAGACUAGCGGAUUAUUUCGCCAUCGUUGGAUACGACCACGCGAAUGACCGUAAUGGAAUCAGCUGCGGCAAAAUUAUCCAGCGGUUUCCUGAACGAGAUUGGCCAGACACACCUUUCACUGAGGGGCUUGAGCUGUUCUGUCAGCCACAAGGUUGGGCACUAUCAACAGACCGCCAAGAGCCAAAGUUUUUUGUCUCAGUGCUGACAGACAUAGAUGCCAAUCGCCACUAUUGUGCGGUGCUGUGCUUUAAUGAGGCUGUGUCUAUCACUCCCAGUAAACCCACAGAUGAGGAGGACGAUGGGCUGGAGCUCAGCAGUAGUGGGGUGCGGGGUGUGGUGCCGCAGGUGCCUAUCAUCACCCACCACUCCAUCAUGUAUGCCCCCAAGUGCCUCGUCCUCAUCUCUCACCUCAACUACUUCGAAACAUUUAGGAACUGUAUGGGCAUUGUGUACACAGUGUACAUGGAGGGACUUGGGGUGAGCAUGGAAACCCUCAUUGGGAACAUGGUGGGCUACGUGCAGGUGCCCCCGCCGGGAGGACUCCAGGUUCGAUUCAGUAUUGGUGCUGGAGACAGACAGGCCCUGCAGCCCCCAGCCUCCCCCACCCUCCCUGUCACCAGCACCACCGUUCUGAGCCUCUUCAAUCAGCUGGGCAUCAAGAACGUGUUGGUGAUAUUCUGUGCUGCCUUAACCGAGCACAAGAUUCUGCUUCACAGUCAGUCUUACUGUCGACUGACUGAGUCUUGUCAUGCACUUGAAGCACUCCUCUACCCUUUUAAGUACUCUCAUGUUUACAUUCCAAUCCUUCCUGCCUCUCUGGUUGAGGUUCUUUCUACUCCUACUCCCUUCAUCAUGGGGGUUCAUUCUGCACACCAACAUGAAAUUGCUGAACUAAUGGAUGUCAUUGUGGCUGACCUGGAUGGGGGUGCAAUCCGUGUGCCUGAAAGCCUCACACUGUCCUUGCUGCCUGAGCCGUUCUGGUCACAGACACAUGCUGCACUCUCAAAGGUGCUGCAUCCUGAUCUCAGCCUUGCAGAUAAUGCAUUCCCAUCAAGCGCUGGCAUCCGGGCCACCCCACACGUCAUGGUAGACAAGGAGAUCAGGGCAGUGUUCAUGAGGAUGUUUGCCGAGCUGCUGCAAGGGUAUCGUUCCUGCCUCACCCUCAUCAGGAUACACUCCAAGCCAGUAAUCACUUUUCACAAGGCAUCAUUCCUGGGCAACAGGGGAAUGGUGGACAAUGAGUAUGUAGGAAAAGUGCUCGACUGCAUGUUCUUCACCACCUUUGUGACGGAGCGUGGGCCUCCCUGGCGGGUGUGUGACCUGUGGGAUGAUCUGUAUGCAGGCAUCGGAGAUCAGCUACGGCAGGAGCAGCACGAUAGUAGAAAAUUGCUCGAAAACAUUCAGGAACUUGCUCAACAGUUGUACAACAAUGAAAACCCAAACCCACAGCCGUUUGUCCCCAAGAUACCCAAACCAACAGAGGGAUCAUUCACUCGCAUCCACCAGCCAGUCUUCCCUCACAUUGAUGUUCUGCAGGUCCAGAAUAUCAUUGAUGAAGGCACAUCUAAGAAAAUGAAGCUUCCCCAGAAGGCAGGCCAGCCCAGAAUAGUGCCCAUGGGCCCCCACAUUUCUAGUUUGCAGUCAGGCAGAGGAGUAGUAUCCAGCUCUGCAAGAAGGCUAGAAGUAAUGAGGAACUGUGUAAACUGUAUAUUUGAGAACAAGAUAAGUGAUGCAAGAAAGACAUUUCCUGCGGUGUUACGGGCACUGAAGAGCAAAGCAGCACGGCUUGCCCUGUGUACUGAGUUGAGUCAUCACGUGCAGGGUAACAGGGCAGUGCUAGAACACCAACAGUUUGAUCUUGUGGUGCGGCUCAUGAACUGUGCGCUACAGGAUGACUCUCCCUUAGAUGAGUACGGUGUUGCAGCAGCUUUGCUCCCUCUCUCCUCAGCCUUUUGUCGGAAACUUUGCACUGGAGUCAUACAGUUUGCUUACACCUGCAUACAGGAUCACACUGUUUGGGGCAAUCAGCAAUUCUGGGAAGCAUCUUUCUACCAGGAUGUACAGAGAGAGAUCAAGAGCUUAUAUCAAGAACGUACCCAGCAGACAAGUAGAACCUCAAUCACCUCAGACACUUCUGCCAUGAAGGACCCCACUCUCAGCCCCAACAACCCCAAAGAUAUCUCAGAUGCAAACCUAUGGAAAGACGGGAGAUUACCGUACCUUCGGGCGCAUGAACCGUCGGCUCUGGAGAUUGCAGCGGAGCAGAUGAGAUUGUGGCCCAAUAUAGACCCCAAAAAGCAGCGAGAACUGGUGGAACAGGAGGAGUCAACGCUGUACUCACAGGCCAUUCACUACGCUAACAGGAUGGUGUACCUCAGGAUACCUUUAGACAUCAACGCAGCCGUGCAUCGACGAACAUACAAUGAACGAGAUAAUGCCAGCAACAGUAUAACAAACAGCAUGGCAGAGAGUGAUAGUCUUGAUGCCGAGUCAGGCUUUGAAGACCAAGAGCAGAGUGACAGGGAGACAAGUGUGGUGCGCUUUGUGUCCAGGUUUGUGGACAAGGUCUGCACAGAGGGCAAUGUUACAGAGGAGCACAUCAAGUCCCUCCACCAGAUGAUACCUGGGGUGGUGGCCAUGCAUGUGGAGACACUGGAUGCUGUGUAUAAGGAGUCCAAAAGGCUGCCACCAAUUCAGAAGUCAUCAAUAUUCAUCAGACGUGAUGCAUAUAGGCAGACUAUAGAUGGCACAUAUGAGCCUGACCCCAGGUACACAGAGAUUGUGUAUGGCCAGCCCAAGAUUCUGCUGCCCUCACUGGUGCCGGGAGAGGAGGUGGUGUACGAAGGCCUGAGGGUGUACCUGCUGCCUGAUGGUCGGGAGGAGUCCACUGGAGGACACGUGGGAGGCCCCAUCCUGUUGCCUGCAGAGGGUGCACUCUUCCUCACCAAUUACAGGCUUAUCUUCAAGGGUCUUCCCAUUGACCCAUAUGCCUGUGAGCAGGUUGUGGUUCGGUCAAUGCCUGUGUCAUCCAUCACCCGGGAGAAGCGUGUCCCAGCCAACCAGCAUCCGGGACCCAUGGACCAGUGGCUCAAUGAGGGACUCCAGAUCAGGUCCAACACCUUCCAGCUCAUCAAAGUGGCCUUUGACGAAGAAGUUCCACAGGAAAGCAUAGAAGCAAUGAGGAAAUUGAUCAACCGCCUGCGACACCCACCAACCAUCCUGCAUUUGUUUGCCUUUGUGGGCCACAGUCAUGUUCCCCAGACACCCAGCAGGCAACAGAAGGACAAACCUGGUUAUGGUACUCUCCGUGGUUUUGCGAAGAAGACUUUGAUGAAAACAGCCAAGGCAGCCGGCCUGAAGCCAAGCAAAGCUGGAAAGAGGCACAAAUACGUCUUUCCCAGCAACAACAAGUCAAUGACCUCGCCUGGCCGCAUGAGUCUUGCCCAGGUGGCUAACAUGGACCUCAGUAAUGAAGACUUGCCCCUCGACGAUGACCUCUCCAGCUCAAGUGCACGGUAUGGCUUCCUAGGUACCAGUAACAAAGGCCAGUGUAAGCUGCUGCGCAUUACAUCGCCUGUGAGUCGCAGCUCAGAGGAAUUGGACUGUGGAGGUAGACUGUCCCCCAUUGUCGAUGAGCUUGAGGCGUCAGGGCUGAGCAACGGGUCCACUGGGCAGCUGUCGGUGGCAGGGUUGGUGGGGGUGCGGGAGGUAGACAACAAGACUUUAGAGAAAUUGUCUGAGCGAAGCUACCACAAGGACUACAUGCGGCUGAGCCUCGGCAGUCUGGGCACCUCCACCGCCACCGUAACUCCAAGGAACAAGUCUGAGUUCAGGAUCACUUCUUGCAACAUAAACUAUCAACUCUGUCGAAGCUACCCAGCCCUGCUGUCUGUACCCUCUCCCACCGGGGAUGAAAGCCUCCACCGCCUAGCGCGCUGUUACCGCCACAACCGGCUGCCAGUCAUCACCUGGCGGCACCCACGCACCAAAGCUCUCCUGCUUCGAGGUGCUGGCUUCCACACCAUGAGCGUCAUGAGUAUGUUGAAAGGACCCUCCACAACUACUGGAAACACCAGUGAAGUGUCCUAUUCAGUGGAGCAAGAAAAGUACUUAUCUGCAGUUGUCCAGUCCACACCUCUAUCUGUCCUGCGUGACGGGUCUUCCUGGCGACUCACCGACUCCUCUCUGUCUAUCAACUCACUGGUGCUGGCUGCAGGGGGAGCCACUCUGGAGGUCCCGCCUUACCACCCCUCCUACCCUACACUCACUCCUGAAGUUGGCAGGAAAACAAAUCCCCUUUCAAAGGCCAUGAACACCUUACGGACAAGCGGGGGCAAGGGCACUGGCAGGAUGGGGCGCUGGGGCUCCAUGCGGGGUUCCAGGCCUGGUGCUCUAUCCGGGGGUGGUGCUGGAGGGACCCUUGGGACCCUCCGCCACUACCCCACAUCCACCCCUGCCCUUCGUUCCAGUAUCAGCACGGGGCCAAGACUCUCUGUGGACUCCUCCGACACAGGCUCAGAAGCUGUUCAGUCAUUCCACAAGGCUGCACUCUAUGUAUUUGGUGAAAAGACACAAAUAAAGGGCAUCAAAGCCGAUGCAUAUCACAAGACAGAAUUCAUCCCUGUGGAGUACACUGAAGUGCGACAGAUAAAAUCAUCCUUCAAAAAGUUGAUGAGAGCCUGCAUACCUUCCACACCUGCUGCUGAGCAAGAGCAGACCUUCUUCAGAGCUAUUGAGAGCAGUGAAUGGUUGAACCAGAUUGAAUCUUUACUGCAAGUGGCUGGAGCAGUAGUGGACCUCAUUGACCUGUUAGGUGCCUCUGUCAUGGUGCUGCUGGAGGAUGGCUGGGACUUCACUGCUCAGGUAACCAGUAUAGCCCAGCUGUGCCUAGACCCAUACUACCGCACUAUUGAAGGCUUCCGUGUGUUGGUGGAGAAGGAAUGGCUUGCCUUUGGCCACAGAUUCAAUCACCGUUCAAAUUUGCUACAAGGAUCUCAAACAAGUGGAUUUGCUCCAAUUUUCUUGCAAUUUCUGGAUACUGUGCAUCAGAUCCAACGCCAGUUUCCAUUGUCCUUUGAGUUCAAUGAGUACUACCUCCGUUUCCUGGCCUACCACUAUGUGUCUGCUCGGUUUCGAACCUUCCUGAGUGACUCUGAGUUGGAGAGGGCAGAGCUGGGCAUCAUGACAGAGGAAGACAAGAGAGGCUCACUUUCCCGCCACCACAAGGGCCUUGAAUCAUCACAGGACGAUGACAUUUACCCUGGAGGAGGUCGCAUAGGGUCACCAGGAUCCUCAGGUCACCUGGGACAAUCUGUUUUUGAUUAUAUAGAGAAGCUCAGCGGACGAUCUUCAGUCUUUCAUAAUUUCCUUUACAUGGGCGAUAGAAUCAGCGAUUCAACGGUGCUACGGCCUGUGAAAGAGGUAAGUGCCCUGCAGUUAUGGAGCUACCUGCUGGGGGAGGAGCUGCGACAUGGACCCUCCUAUGACCCAGAGGUGCGGAGCCUCGACCGCCAGCAAGAGGAGGAAGCAGAGGCCGCUGAUGGCACCACCAACACCUCUCAGCGUAGAAUUGUCUUAAGUGGGUAUGACUGUGUGUGGGGCGUGCAGCCGGAUGCCUUCUCUGCACAGCUUGAGGAACUGCGCCACCUUGAGCUGGAGCUGGGCCAUCUCCCGCAGAAAUGGAAUGUGCAUUGGGACAAGCUGGAGCUGCCACCUCCUGAGCAACUCACUCGGCAAGUGUCCAUGACCACCCAGAUGGUACGGCAUCACGGGCGCAGUGUUCACAAGCGCAGCACAAUUGAAAUCUUGAUUCGAGGAAAGACCAGUGGGAGUGGAGGGGGUGGAGGUGGAGACACACCUCAGGGCUGCUACUCUCACCCUCACCGCUUUGAAAAGUACAACUACACCACACCCUCCUACUGCGACCACUGCACAUCUCUUCUCUGGGGGCCUCUCAAGACUGGAAUGAGAUGCAUGGACUGUGGAUACAACUGCCAUGAGAAGUGUAUCGAAUCUGUGCCCAAGAAUUGCACAAGGUUCAAGAGUGUUCGUGAGUCUGGAGUCAGCAUACAAACAAGCACAAAGCCAACCAGUCUUGACACAACAUCAGUGGGAUCAGGUGUCACUUCCCUGCAGACGACAUCCCACCAGUACUAUGAGCAGUUCUCCUCUAAUGUGGCUGAAAAUCGCACACAUGAGGGCUCCCUUUGGAAGCGUGGCUCUCUUCUCAAGAACUGGAAGCAGAGAUGGUUUGUCCUGGAUAGUGUGAAGCAUCAACUGAGGUAUUAUGACAGUGUGGGCAUGGAAGACUCUCACUUCAAAGGCAUCAUUGAACUGUCUGAUGUGGUGGCUGUUGUGCCCUCCACCCCUACGCAGGGUGCCCCCAAGAAGGUGGAUGAGAGGGCUUUCUUUGAUCUCCAGACAAAGCGACGACUGUACAACUUCUGCGCAUCAGAUGGACAGGCAGCCAAAGAGUGGAUUGAAAACAUUCAGUCAUGUCUGCAGUGAAGAGGUGAAGCCUCACCUGUAAGAUCCCAUUUUCUAGCUUUGUGGAAGAUCAGUUUCUCUCUCUUGUCUAUUUUAUUUACCAAUGAUUAUCAAGUGCAAGAUAUCUAAAUCGGGUUCCUCAUCAUUAUUAUGAUUGUGUUUUCUUCAGUCUGUUCAUGUAAUUGUCAUCAAAGUACACCACAUUAUUCACAGUAGAAGCAAUAAUGAUCAUUUUAGUUAAAUGCUCCAAAAGUUAGAUUUGUCAAUGUUUUUGUUUGUAAAUACUGAGUGUCUUGUUUAUUACCAAUGUGUGUGUGUGUGUGUGUGUGUGUGUGUGCAAGCGUGCAUGCAUGUGCUUGUAGGUGUGUGUGUGUGUGUGUGUGUGUGUGUGUGUGUUGGUUACAUAUAUGGAACUUUUGUUAAGCAUGAAGUAUAGGGGACCAAACAUUUACCAAACACUGAUCUACAAAAAAACUUUUCCAUAUUCUGUGUUUAUUUCAGUUGCAUAUAAAGAAAAAUUAGGAAAUGGAUAUAGCAGUGAUUUUUUUUCCUUUCUUUUUCUUUUCAAGGCUGCAGGAGGGUUUAUGUAGCUCUUAGGGAGGCCUCCUUAGAGUCCAUUUGAAGCUGGAUAUGAAAGCUGAAGAAAAUUCUUUAAUGAUGUGUUCGUUGAAUGAUCCUACAUUGUUUAUGUGUGUGAGUGUCUUGUUCAUUUUUCCACUGGAAAUUUGCAUUAAGCUUCUCUACUUUAAGCAGUGUAAAAGCUACUGGUAAAGGCUAGAAGUGGAGGUAGUGAUGUAUUUUGUAUGUAAUCUUAAUUGAUUCACAUGAAUUUGCAAUCAACCAGCAGUGAACCUUUCAAUUAUUUGGCAGUAACUGAUGGUCUUUAUAUGAAUGUUGAUAUUUUUUCAUAUUAUGCACUAAAAGGUUUCAUUCAUAGCACUUUGCUUAAGACUUUGGAAACCAAGGAAUUUAUAAAUUUAUGAAGUGAAAAUUGUUUUGUGUGCACUUUUUUUUUUUUUUUUUUUUUUUUUUUUUCCAUCAAAAGUGACAGUGUGACCUAUGCCUCAAUCACCCUCAAGCUCUCUGGAGUUCCCAUUACUAAACUUUUUCCAUCAAAUGACCACUCGCAAGUCAUUCAUGUAAAAUGUACAGUAUUUUCAUUUUGCACCACAAAGCAUUUUGAAGGUGUCAGUAAUGAGGCUUAUGUCACUAUUUUAAGCAACAUCUCAAAGCUACCAAAUAAGAUUUUGUUAACAAUCAGGCUAGUCAACUUGUUAAAACUAAUAAGUUUUGUAAGAGUACUAUGAAAUGUAUUUCCACCCAAGGUAGACAUUUUUUGAUAAGUAUGUGCUGAUCACCAUGACCGUACUCUUUUCAAAUUACUUCAGAUUGAUCUCCUCUCACAUUCUCCCCUUGUAGAGUAAUUGCAGGUAUCCAAGUGAAGGAGAGCGCCUCUUUGUGUUCGAUUCAUAUAGUCAUGGAAGGGAUGCACCCAAGACAGCAGCUGUCAUUGCAUGUGGCUCUAAGACCACCUAAGGUUUGCACAUAAACCGUGGUGGUAUAAUGUCCUAUGAAAAAAAAAUCCUUUAGUCAUAUCUCUUGUACUUAGUUUUGGUUUCCUAAUGUUUUUCAUCUAGAUGCAUGGUUGUCAUACUAUUUGCGCAUUUUUAUGUUCAUAUUCGUAUGUGUAUGUUUUUAUAUAUUGUACAAGUUUUGGGUUAUAUAUUUUGUAGUAGUGCAAAGCACAUGAACAUUAUGAGUAACAUCUUGUACAGGUUUCUUCAUUGUUAUUGGCUUUCUUACAUUUCCAUUUAAUAUUUCUAUCAAAGUACAGUAUUUUCCCAGGUAUAACUUUAGAGGUGGGAUGAUAAAGAUCUAUGGUGUUAAAAACUGUCUCAUUGUAAAUAUGUGUGUGAGUCACAUGGUUACUCUAUAAAUGUUGUUAACUACUUGCUUAUCAUAGGUGUUUGUGGUUUAUUUUCUAGAGAUGAUUUACCUGUGCAUCAUUGUCAGCAUACAUUUCUUGCUGUUCUCACCAUUGCUGUGUACAAACCAAUUUUAAUGGACCAGGAGAGCAUAACAGUGUGUUUGAGAAGCAGUGUUAUUAAGAGCUAAUCUGACUAUCCACAGAAUGAGUGAAGUUUCCCAGCUACUCACAUUGGGUGUUUCCUCACUGUUGCAGCAGUUAACCUAGCUGAGGAGGUUUAGUUUCAGUAAUGCUGUACCUUGUAGUGAUUGUUAUUGUCACUACCAGCAAAAGCUUCUCAUUGGAUAUUAGGAGUUUAGGAAGGACAUCGUGAAUUAGAUGAGAGUUGUAUCUGGCCACAAGGUGAGCAUCACAGGGAUAAUCUCAUUUCUAAUGUACAUUACCAAAUUUUGAUAAUCUAAACUUGCUGACUAUAUAAAACUAGUUAUUUUGAAUACUCGUAAGAUCUAGUGAUGUGAAAGACAUGGACUAAUUCGAAUUCUGAGGUCAGAGACUCAUAGAGUUUCUUAAUGCUAGUCAUGGUAUGAUAGAUUUUCCCCUUAUUUUGCUAUUUUUUACUCCCAAACUUUUGUAGUCUUGUAAUUAUAUUAUUGGGUAUGAGUACCAUUUUUUUUAUUGUAUUCUAUUAGUGCCACUUGAAGCUCAGUUAUGUUGGUACCCAAGCAGCGGCUGCACUCAUCAUCCUAUCCUUCUGAGCAGCAACCUGACCUUUAAUCAGUUCAUUUUUCACUCUUGACCUGUUUGUCUUUUCCUUGAUGCAUAAGAAACACAUUUUUCUAAGUUUUAUAGAUAACCAAUGCAUUGAAUAGCACAAUUGCUUUUCUUAUUUGUUAUGAAUGCACUAAGGGUGAAAGCAGAACUGUAUUUUAGGUUAAGGCCGUUUCCGUGAGUGUGGUUGCUUAGUUCACCAAGUGUUCUUUUUUCUGUCAGAAUAAAGUCUGACAUUGCCCAUGGAAAUCAUACAUUUAUGUUAUAUCCAUGUGUCAUCUUAUAUGUUAAAUUUAUGUUGUAAUUUUUUUACUUGAUUUAUAUUUUUUAUACUUUUGAGUAUUGCUCUCUAGGGAAGUAAAAAGUUAACCCAUGUAGUUUAACCUCUUUUAGUGCUGGUUGUCUGUGCUGCUGCUGUUCAUGUUUAUGAUGAAAGAUAGUCUUAUAAUUAUUUCCAGAUGAAAAGUCACUUCCUUAGUUCAUAGUUGUGGCUGAUCAGAAAACCAAUAAAUACUCCAUAUUGCCCUAAUGGCACAAAGACCAGGGAAAAGAGGGAUGGAAAGUAGGGCUUCCUUGUGCACGACUCACUGAAAAGGAAACUUGUUGAUAGGGUUAGACGGGCAACUGCCAUUACUCAUAAACUUGGAAUGCCUCAAUGUGAAGAUUUUGAUACUGAUGUCUUAAUUUGAUAAUCAAGUGUGUAUGAUUGAAAACUGUAUAUAUUAGGAACAUAAAAUUCAAAUUUAUUUAUUCAGUUUUGGCUUUGUUUUAGGAACUUAAUAUGGCUGGUUUCAAACAGCUUUUUAUUUGCAAGGAGCUACAUUGUGAUAAAAAAAUAUGCUUAUGUGAAAUUCUUUCUUAUUGGUCAUGUUUUAUCAAAUGAUCGAAAUACUCAUUUUCCUUACACAUAAAAGGCAUUAUUAGCACUCGGUUGUGUAAUUUCAUUCUGUCAGGAAAAGUUUGGAUCUCCACUGCCAGUCCCAGGACCUACUAGUCAGUGGUGGUGUAUUGGUGGUGGGUGUCCAGGCACUUAGGCUGAGUUGCUGUGGGUUUGGCUCCAGUGUGGCUCUUAGGCACCAAGAUCCUGAUGUGGGAAGGCCAUACUACACUCACCUUUACAUGUAAUCUGCACCUGACCUGAAGCCAUGAAACAAAGGCAAGUGAUAGUGAAUAUUGGGUGCAGGAAGUCAAACAUGACUCCUUGCAGCAAUACAGAUGCUUAAGUUUUAUACCAAAUUGUGGUGAACAAGAGUAUUAUUACCUAAUGCAGUGUUUUAUGAGGGAUAUAAUAGAUUUUAGAGCUCAUUUGUCAAAAUUCAUUAGCUAGCAGUAUCCAAAGUGACCUUGUGCAAAAGGAAAAGUCAUGGAUAAUAUUUCUUUGCUAUUUUCCUCUUAAUGUAUGCCCAUGUACAGUCCUAUUCAUUUACUUUUUUUAUUUCAAAGCCCACCCUCCCUUCUUUCUGCUUGGAUGUAUACUGUGUGUGUGUGUGUGUGUGUGUGUGUGCGCGCGCACACACACACACAUGCAUGUGUGCAUGUGUGCAUACGUUCAUGAGAGAGAGAGAGAGAGAAGAGAAUCAAGUAUUUUCCUCCCAAAUCUACUGUGUUCUGGUCCUGUUUGGUACUGAGAGACAAACUUGAUCAAAAUUUGCUUUAUAAUAUAUUUCUGUAAGUUGGCACGUGAAAAGUUUUCCAUGUAGCUUAUUUAUUUCUUAAAACUUUAUUUUUUAUUUUUUUAUUUUUUUUCAGGAAGAAAAUAUUCAGACAGCAGCUUGGGGGACAUUAAUUUUACAUUUUUGCAAAUUGGUCACAAUGGGUAGUGUUGGCAAGUGUGUGUGUGUGUGUGUGUGUGUGUGUGUGUGUUUCUCAGUGGUGUAAAUACGAUGUUGAUGUAUAUGCAUUUAUAUUGUUAAAAAAUACAGUGAAUAUAAUAGU